AUGGAAGACCGUCUGUUUCAGAUAUCGCUUCUGCUUGGAGUCUUAUGUUCACGAGGCUUUCACGGUCGGUAUAUUUUGAUCCAGACCAACAAAAACUGGGAUGAAGCUCAAGCUUUCUGUCGACAGAAUCAUCUGCACUUGGCUACUUUUCACAAUGAAAUCGAUUGGGAGAACUUCCGAGAAAUGAUGUCUGCCAGUAAUGUCGCAUCAAAAGUCUGGCUGGGAUUGUACGUUGACUUCAACACCUGGCGAUGGUCUUACCAGAACCAGAACUUAACAUUGACCGAGUGGAACUCUGGAGAACCCAACAAUGCUGGAGGCCGUGAGGAGUGUGGUGUGCUGAUAAAAUAUGGGAACAAUAUAAUUUGGAACGACAUUCCUUGUCAUGUUAAUUUGAGCUGUGUUUGCUAUCACGCGGAGACGAACCGAUUAAUCCAUGUUUCCGAUCAGCAGAGGACGUGGCGUGAGGCUCAGCUGUACUGUCGAGAACUUUACACAGAUCUGGCCACCAUACGCAAUGCUGACGAUCACGAUCAGAUCAUCAACUUGACAACGGAAAACCUUCACACCUGGAUUGGCUUGUUUCGGGACUCUUGGAUGUGGUCGGAUGGGACGGCUGUCUCUUCCACUUCUGUCGGACGGGUUAACGCAAAUGGAGCGAAUGAAUCGUGUGGAUUGGCUGAUUCUCAGGGUAGAACUGAAGACGCUGCGUGCUCUCUGCUGCUUCCUUUUGUCUGCAGUCAAGGACAGUGGAGACAGAUCGUGAGGUUUGAGGUCAAAUCAAACAGAAGCAUCGAGAAUGACGCUGAGAUUCAGGCCCUCAUCUUACAGCAGAUACAUGAGGAGCUGUUGCAUCGUGGGAUGGCAGCGAGCACCAAAGCCACAUGGAGGGUUCAGACAGAUGGCAGUCUGUUUCGUGAGAGAGACCAUGUGCGGGAAAGAGAGCCGUCUCUUGACCUUACACCGAACUUGAAUGACACAUGUGACCAGACUGUUGGCCUCGAAAGAUGAAGAGUUGAAUGCAAACCUUGUUUUUGAUUUU
Molecule: messenger RNA, 1042 nt
Organism: Triplophysa dalaica
Lineage: Eukaryota; Metazoa; Chordata; Actinopteri; Cypriniformes; Nemacheilidae
Exons: 5
Coding region: 1-1011 (336 amino acids)
Source: RefSeq, a predicted model, not a curated record